AUGGCGAGUCUGAAGGAUGACACUCGCCUCGACGCAGAGGUUCAUGCCUCAGACCACAUCUUAAGCCCUCAGCCCUAUGCCCCUCCCAGCAAGGAGCUUCUGAUGGCGUCCCUCGAGAAAUCCCACCUGCCCAGUGAGGUCGAAUCGACAAUUGACGACGGCCAGAUGUCAAUGCAAAGCUAUGAAUACAACUCCUCCGGAUCUUCAGCCCGGCACUCAACGAGCGACAUCUUCGGCCGCGAAAUGGAUGACGAGUUGGAUCAGCUGAAAUCACGAGCAUCCAGUCGCUCUUCAUGGUCCUCUAUUCCAGCGAGCGUUCUGAUCCAUCCCGUGGACCAUCUCAAAGCCAUCCCCUCGAUGAAUACGAGCAUGAACAUGAAUACAUUAGAAGAAGACGAGGCAAGCUUCGGCGGAUUUGACGGCCCGCCGAGAUCCAUACGUACCAUCCGACAACGCGAAGCAGCAUUCCGUAAACCGAGCUCCGUGCGGGCAAUGCAGAUGCAUACCGAAGAUGAAGCAGAUGAGGACGAUUAUAUGACACUGCCGAGACGUCGGCCUGGCAUGCGGUCGCCUGGCUCGUCGCCCCUCAAACGUUCACCCUAUUAUUCUCCCAACGCAUCACCCAGCAAGCCGAAACCGAAGAAGGAAUACCCGUUAGUGCUACUGCACUGCACGUUGCUCGCCCCCUCCCUUCCAGUUCCUAGUGCGUCGGAGCCCCAGAACCAGAAGAUCGUUGAGGAAGUUCUGCCGUCACAAUACUGGAAACGAUGGCGGCGGCUCCAGGAGAAAGUCGGUUCGGGGGUCCUCCGUGACCGCGGCGUUCUGAUCUCUCAUCCCGAGGAUUUGUACGAUGUGCUGGAGGAGCGAUUGCUGGAGAGCCUCGAGCUCCAGCGCGCACGCCUCCACCAAGGCCAUUUCAUCGCCCACGAAGACAGUGGCCCCGGCUCGGAGGGCGAGCUCUCUGAUCACGGGGAGAGCGAGACGGAUGGUGAGCAGGGUGACGAGUGUCCCGACUGCGGCGGGCGUGUCCUGCGACAUGAUGAUAUCAAUCGCAAAUGGGAAAUUCGAGUCUUCGCAGCGAAUGGAUUGAUGCGUGCCGGUGCAUGGGCUGCAGCUUGGAAAGAGAUGGAGAAAGUUGAUGUCGAGGUUGGACUCUGGCUACCGUCGGAUGUGCGACGUGCGUUGGAGAAACGACUUUCAGAGGAAGCCGUCACCACUUCUAUGGAAGAAUCUCCUUGUUCGCCAAAAGUGGAUAGGCUGUCUGAUCUGGAUGUAGAUCCACAGAGGCCUUUUGUUCAAACGCAUUCCAGGAACUUGAGUGGCGUGAGCUCCUUUCAGCCAAGUAAUUCUUCUACUAAACCAACCCUGGGGGAAGCUAUACCUGAUCAUACAGAGGUAAAACAGCAGAAACCAGAGCAUGAAAUUGCUCUUGGAACUCUGCUCAUCAAUUAUAUCCGCGUCUUAGCCGGAGAUAAGCGCAAUAUUGCUUUAUUGGUCAUGAGUAUCCUGACAGUCUUCCUCGCUAUUGGAUCUCAAGCCCAGCAGCAGCCUCUUCUCCAGGUUAUACAGUCGUUUGCUCCCAAUCCAAUUCAGACACUUCAAGCACCAAUUCUGGAUCGAGUUAUGCCAUCGCAGUCGACUAUUUCGGUACCACCUUUCAUACCAGCGACCGAAAGCUUAGUCGAUAGCAUCGUACCCACUUCGAGUACAGCUGUUUCAGCGUCAAUACUUGGACAAUCGGUUUUCUCUCGGGUAGAGGAGGCCCCAAUACGCUCUGUCAUAGCCGAACCUGAAAUUGAACUGGUGGACCCUGAGCAGACUGUCUCAUUCAUUGCAUCAGAGCCAUCCGAGACAAUCAUUGAACACGGGCAGCAAGAAGAGUCCCAACCUAAGCAGCCCGAAUCUAUGGAUCCCCCAGUCGAGCUUCGGGAAGAAGAGGCUCAUCACACCGGACCAGAGCCAACGAUGUUGUCUACCACAUCAGAGCCAUCCGAUUUAGUCAGUGAACCUGAGCAAUUGGAAGAGGCUGGGCUUGACGAUCCCGAUGCCCUGAAUCCGCAAGCUGAGGCUCUUGAAAAUGAGGCCCAUCCUGCCCAGCCCGAGCCCGAGCCUGCCCCCGAGGAAUAG
Molecule: messenger RNA, 2127 nt
Organism: Penicillium macrosclerotiorum
Lineage: Eukaryota; Fungi; Ascomycota; Eurotiomycetes; Eurotiales; Aspergillaceae
Exons: 1
Coding region: 1-2127 (708 amino acids)
Source: RefSeq, a predicted model, not a curated record